ACCGAACAUGACAUGGUUUCAGAGGUGAGGUUCUUUGCGUCAUUUUCACAAAUUCUGUGUUGCUUUCCUUGUACCACACGAUCCGUAAGUCUCAUCUGAUAAUGCCCCUUUAACAUCAAGAGAGAGGAAGAAGAUAGCAGCUGAGGGUGGGGGAGUGAGAGACUGAUUAGAUUGGAUUUAGGGGUUUUCAUUUCAUAGCAGCUCUGUUCCUAAUUCGAUUUGUCUCUGUUUAAUUUGAUUUUGCCUCUCUCUGACCAUGGCAUCGGUCUGCGUUAACGAUACUUUAACCGACGACGAGCUGAGAUGGGUAUUGUCGAGGCUAGACAGCGACAAGGACAAGGAAGUGUUCGGUCAUGUCUGCAAGCGGUGGCUACAUCUGCAGAGCACCGACCGGAAGAAGCUGGCGGCGCGUGCUGGUCCACACAUGCUCGGCCGUCUCGCCUCCAGGUUCACUCGAAUCGUGGAAUUGGACUUGUCUCAGUCAAUCUCAAGGUCCUUUUAUCCAGGUGUCACUGAUUCCGACCUCGCUGUCAUCUCCGAGGGAUUCAAGUGCCUCCGAGUUCUCAAUCUCCACAACUGUAAAGGUAUUACAGAUACUGGUUUGGCCUCAAUUGGACGGUGUCUAUCUUUACUGCAGUUUCUAGAUGUAUCAUAUUGCAGAAAGCUCUCAGACAAAGGAUUAUCCGCUGUUGCAGAAGGCUGCCAUGAUCUAAGGGCAUUGCAUUUAGCGGGUUGUCGUUUCAUCACUGACGAAUCGCUGAAAUCACUUUCUCAGAGAUGCCGUGACCUGGAAGCUCUCGGGCUUCAAGGCUGUACCAAUAUCACUGAUUCAGGCCUUGCUGAUCUCGUGAAAGGAUGUAGAAGGAUACAAACUUUAGAUAUCAAUAAAUGCAGCAACGUAGGAGAUGCUGGAGUUUCCACUGUGGCGAAAGCUUGUGCAUCUUCCCUCAAGACGCUCAAACUGCUAGACUGUUACAAAGUUGGGAACGAAUCUAUAUCGUCCCUGGCUCAGUUUUGCAAGAAUUUGGAAACUCUGAUAAUUGGUGGAUGCAGAGACAUCUCUAACGAAUCCAUCAUAUUACUGGCAGAUUCAUGCAAAGACAGUCUCAAAAACUUGAGGAUGGAUUGGUGCUUAAAUAUAUCCGACUCUUCCCUUACCUGCAUUCUCAAGCAUUGCAAGAACUUGGAGGCUCUUGAUAUCGGUUGUUGCGAGGAGGUUUCAGACACCGCUUUCCUGGGAUUAGGGAGCGACGAUUUUUUGGGAUUGAAGGUUUUAAAAGUGAGCAACUGUCCAAAGAUUACAGUAACAGGGAUAGGCAAGCUUUUGGAGAAAUGCAGUUCCCUGGAGUACCUAGAUGUAAGGUCUCUUCCACAUGUGACAGAAGUAAGAUGCAGUGAAGCUGGCCUCGAGUUCCCCAAAUGUUGUAAAGUUAACUUUUCUGGAAGUUUAACCGAGCCAGAUGUUCUGCUUUGAUCGUUCUUGUUGGGAUUUCCUUGGAGGAAAGAUUGUCUGUCUGCCCUAAACCCUCUGUGAUCUCUCUGUAUCUCUCUGUCUCCUGUAUGUGCACACUCAUGGCGUAUGGUCCAUCAGUGAGUCCCCUCUCAAGCUCUUGUACAUUUUUGUGCAUUAAAUAUUUGGUUGUUGCGGCUCCUUUAAUAAUCUUCAGUAGCUUUGCAAAGUGUGUGUAGUUUUCUUUGGAUCUGCUUCUCCUUAAAGUGUAUAAAAAGGUUCAGCACUUGAUAUUUGAAGACUCUUGAUUCUCUAUGUAAUACAAUGGAGCAAUGUUUGCGAUAAGCUUUUGUUGUGGAACUCUCCAAAGUUUCUACUGGAGCCUCAUUGUUGGUUUUU
Eutrema salsugineum is the source of this 1849-nucleotide messenger RNA. RefSeq names its product F-box/LRR-repeat protein 2. The record is from RefSeq and is a predicted model, not a curated record. The transcript has 2 exons. Gene Ontology annotation, molecular function: protein binding. NCBI's taxonomy places the organism in Eukaryota, Viridiplantae, Streptophyta, Magnoliopsida, Brassicales, Brassicaceae. Bases 257 to 1474 code for a protein of 405 amino acids. Gene Ontology annotation, cellular component: SCF ubiquitin ligase complex. Gene Ontology annotation, biological process: SCF-dependent proteasomal ubiquitin-dependent protein catabolic process.